Molecule: messenger RNA, 1209 nt
Organism: Geodia barretti
Lineage: Eukaryota; Metazoa; Porifera; Demospongiae; Tetractinellida; Geodiidae
Source: the annotation of a GenBank genome assembly
CUGUUCAAGUGCUGGUACGAGGACGUGCAGAACUACUUCGCGAUCCGUCCCGGCAUCGGCCUCACCGACGCGCGCGUCUGCUACGCCCAGUCCGCCGACGGCGUGCACUGGGAGAAGCCGCGGCUCGGCAUCCGCGCGAUCGACGGCAUGGACACCAACGUGUGCUCGACCUGUCGCCGCGGGCGCGCGCCCGGACGCAGACCGUCAUCCUGGACCCGGCGGAGAGGACCCGUCGCGGCGCUGUCAAGAUGCUGUACGUCCAGUACGAGCGGCACGACCGCCCGCCGCCCGGGCUGCGGGCCGACGCGCACUCGUUUCCGGCGCAGAACCUGUACGGCGUCGGCCUGCUGCAUGCAGGUGUCCUCAGACGGCGUGCGCUGGCAGCCGCAUCCGGCCAACCCGAUCAUCCCCUACUGGGCCGGUGACGUGGAGAUCCUCACCUACGACCCGAUCGACCGGAAGUACGUGCUGUACGGCCGGGCCCGCAAGUGGACCUCGCCGCGUGCCGGGUUCGCGGCCGGCGACAUGCCGGUGUGGCCGGACAAGCCGGACGGCGUGUGGAACACGCGCCGCUGCGUGCAUCGCUUGGAGAGCGACGACUGCCUGAGACUGGUCCGAGCCGGUCAUGGCCUUCGAGGCCGGCGCCGGCGACAACCUCGACGACGGGCUCUACGGGUUCGUCCCCUGGCGCGUGACGAGAUGCACCUGGGGCUGCUCAACGUCUUCCACCAGGUGGACAACGUGAUGGAGUCUACUAGCAGCACGGCACGGACAGGCCGCCAGUGCCACCGUCCCCGCUGCAGAGGCACCGGCCGCUCAUCCCGCGCGGCCGACCGAGCGUACAGACCGCUCGGCGCCGAGCGACGCGCGUCCACAAGACGCCAGAUCGAGUCGGACGACGAGGUCCGGAUCUACUACGGGGGCAUGAACGUCCACCACGACUGGUGGAUCUCCGGCCAUGCGGCGCGGCCUGGACCUUCCCGAGGUCCACGACCAGGAGCUGUCGCGCGACGGCCAUCACCUCUGUCUGGCGACGCUGCGGCUGGUACGGCUUUGGGUGUCUCUAGCGCCGGGUCUACAACCGGACAUCGUGAGACCAAGCACGGUCGUAUCUCGAUGCGCCCUUGCGUUCGAUCAAGCGCCUGCUGCGGCCCGGCGGUUCGUGGAGCGUCGAGCGUCACCGCCGACCCCGCCGGCAGCCAGCUCUAG